AUGGUUUAUGAAUAUUUCGACGAAUUUGAUGUUGAACAAAUUCCAAGAAGGUAUAUUCGUAAUAUGGAAGAUCCGUUUGAAAAAUACAAUGACAAUACAUUUUUGAAACGUUAUCGAUUUCCCAAACUUAUUGUUAUGGACCAGUUAUUAGAUUUAUUAGGUAUUCACUAUAACAAUAAUCGAGGAUUGCCUAUACCUCCCAUUCUACAGUUAUUGAUAACAUUACGUUUUUAUGCAACAGCAAACUUUCAAACUGUUUGUGGAGACUUGAGAGGCAUUGACCAGAGCACUGUAUCUAGAAUUAUUAAAAGAGUUUCUCAUCAGAUUGCUAGUCGUUUUAGGGAUCAUGUAAAGUUUCCCCAAACUGAAGCUGAAUGGGCAGUCAUUAGACAACAGUUUUUUGAAAUAGCUGGAAUGCCAGGUGUAGGAGGAUGUAUUGAUUGUACUCAUAUAAGAAUACAAAAUCCAGGUGGUAUUAAUGGAGAAGUAUUCAGGAAUCGUAAAGGAUGGUUUUCUUUGAAUGUUCAAUUAGUUUGUGGUCCAUCGAUGGAAAUACAUGAUUUGGUGGUUAGAUGGCCAGGUAGUUACCAUGAUAGCUUUAUCUUUAAUGCCAGUCAUGCAUGUGCCGUAUAUUCGAACAAUAAUCAUAAUCUUAUACUUCUGGGAGACAAUGGAUAUGCAUGCAAACCUUACAUAUUUACACCUUUACUUAAUCCAGUAACAAAUGCAGAGAAAAAUUAUAAUAAAGCUCAUAUCAAAACCCGAAAUAUUGUAGAGCGAGUGUUUGGUGUAUGGAAAAGAAAAUUUCCAUGUCUAAGGAGAGGUUUAGCAAAUUCACCUAACACAAUAGUUUCAAUAAUUGUAGCUUGUGCUGUACUAUACAACAUAAGUUUGAAACUAAGAUUACCAGAAUUUCCUGUUGAAGAUGAAACUGAUGAAGAAGUACCUAAAUCAUUUUCUGAAUGA
Messenger RNA from Acyrthosiphon pisum (pea aphid), 966 nucleotides. Its product is annotated as putative nuclease HARBI1. NCBI's taxonomy places the organism in Eukaryota, Metazoa, Arthropoda, Insecta, Hemiptera, Aphididae. The transcript is spliced from 4 exons. The record is from RefSeq and is a predicted model, not a curated record. Bases 1 to 966 code for a protein of 321 amino acids.